Molecule: messenger RNA, 1686 nt
Organism: Dama dama (fallow deer)
Lineage: Eukaryota; Metazoa; Chordata; Mammalia; Artiodactyla; Cervidae
Gene: ASB4
Product: ankyrin repeat and SOCS box containing 4
Exons: 5
Biological process (GO): intracellular signal transduction
Molecular function (GO): protein binding
Source: RefSeq, a predicted model, not a curated record
ACAAAGCUGAUCUACAGUACUGGAAGUGAAGAUAAUGGUUGUUGUUGGGGGUCAGGUUAUUGGUUGCCUAGUUACAAAUUAAAGUCUUCCUGGGCCACGGGCCUGCAUCUCUCUGUCUUGUUUGGUCAUGUGGAAUGUCUUCUGGUGCUCCUGGACCACAAUGCUACAAUCAACUGUAGACCCAAUGGGAAAACCCCUCUUCACGUGGCUUGUGAAAUGGCCAACUUGGAUUGUGUUAAGAUCCUCUGUGAUCGUGGAGCAAAGCUCAACUGCUACUCCUUAAGUGGACACACAGCUUUACACUUUUGUACAACUCCAAGCUCCAUCCUCUGUGCCAAGCAGCUGGUUUGGAGAGGGGCGAACGUGAACAUGAAGACCAACAACCAGGAUGAGGAGACGCCCUUGCACACGGCUGCCCACUUCGGCCUCCCCGAGCUGGUGGCUUUCUACGUGGAGCACGGGGCCAUCGUGGACAGCGUGAAUGCCCACAUGGAGACCCCUCUGGCCAUUGCAACCUACUGGGCCCUCCGCUUCAAAGAGCAGGAGUACAGCCGGGAUCACCACCUCAUCUGCCGCAUGCUGCUGGACUACAAGGCGGAGGUCAACGCCCGGGAUGACGACUUCAAGUCUCCGCUCCACAAGGCAGCCUGGAACUGCGACCACGUCCUCAUGCACAUGAUGCUGGAAGCCGGCGCGGAAGCCAAUCUCAUGGACAUCAACGGCUGCGCCGCCAUCCAGUACGUGCUGAAGGUCACCUCUGUGCGGCCCUCCGCCCAGCCCGAGAUCUGCUACCAGCUGCUGUUGAACCACGGGGCUGCUCGGAUAUACCCUCCGCAGUUCCACAAGGUGAUACAAGCCUGCCAUUCAUAUCCCAAAGCAAUUGAAGUUGUUGUUAACGCCUAUGAGCACAUCAAGUGGAACGUGAAGUGGAAAAGAGCCAUCCCUGAUGAUGACUUGGAGAGGUACUGGGAUUUUUACCACUCUCUCUUCACUGUGUGCAGUAACUCUCCGAGGACUCUCAUGCAUUUAUCGAGAUGCGCCAUUCGAAGAACGUUACACAGCAGAUGUCACAGAGUAAUUCCUUUGCUUUCCCUCCCAUUGUCAUUGAAAAAGUACUUGCUUUUAGAGCCGGAGGGAAUCAUUUAUUAAGCCUUAUGAGGCAGAAGUUCCCAAUCCUAGAUCUUUAAGUGGACUCGCUGGGUAGACACAGUUUGCAUAAAUAAAAUGGUACUUGGGUUGAUUAUAACACUUCAGGGAUGUAGAAACACUUUGCAAACACUGUGUCAUUAAUCCUAGGGUACCAUGGUGAGGGGAAAUAAACAAGAGGUAAAGUGAAGGUAUUCUCAAAAAUAAGAGCAUAUUCAGAAGGUACUGACAUCAUAAUAAUGUGUAUAGUGCAUUUACUUGGUACCUGUUGUCAUUUUAUAAAAAUUUUCAUAUAUUAUCUCAUUUGAGAGGGGACCCAGGUUUUCUUACAACCAAUCUCAUUUUCUCUCCCUUAUCAGUGAUAAGUUUACAUUACCCUUCAGUUGCCAACAUGCAAGGCUUUGUGAUAGGCCUCUUAAUCUUUGUGUCCUCCACCCUCUCCCAUGUAGCAGAAAUUACUGUUGCUAGUUUUGCCAACCCCUUUCCCCAUACCGAGCUCCUCCACUUAGUUUCAGAGAAGAAAGCGUGAACAUAGUCAAA